GCCAGUUGCUCUACCCCUGCUCAGUAAGGAGAAUCACCACUUUAAAAAGGUGCCUCUGCUCGUUUAGCAGGGGGGAAACGGCGUUGGGAAGCGCUUGACCUGUUGAGUGUCUGCCAGCCUGCCAGCUGUGUAAUCAAACACAGGAGCCUGGGGCAGGAGGAGGAGAAGGAGGAAGCAAGAAAGCAGAUGGCAGCGCCUGCGGAGAACGGAGAGACGCCUCGUUAGGGAGGACGCGUGUCACGGUGGUGAAGAUUCCUCCUCGAAAUCCACGAGGCGACUCCUCGAGAGAGGAAAGGCGAGGAUCGCGCACAGAGUAGCUAGGGCGGCGGACGGAGCGCGGCGGCGGCGGGCGGCGGCGGGGGGAGAGGAGGGAGCGAGCGAGCGAGGUGCCACCUGCGCAGCACAGCCCAGGUGGGGGCCCGUGACUGAGCCACCUGCGGGGUGGAGUCCAGCCAGCCCAGCCGCCUCGCCUGCGUCGUGUCGCCGCACAUUCCUCAGGGGCCGCCGCCGCUGCUAGUGCUUCCCGGCUGCCGUGAUCGCUUCCAGCAUGGCCUUGGAGGGUAGCAGCAGCAGCAGCAGCAGCAGCUCCCUGGAGACUGCCCUGGCCGAGUGCACAGAGGCACUGAACUGCUUCUUGUGCAACCAGUUCAGUGAGAGCCUGGAGAUGCUACAGCCCAGGGCCAAAGAGAGCAUGUACCAUGCCUUGAUCUAUGCCACCAUCCUGGAGAUGCAAGCCAUGAUGACCUUUGAACAUGAGGACAUUGUCCAUGCUGGGCACACCAUGAAAGAAGCACAGGAGAUCUGCCAGAGGUUUCGGAGGAAAAGCAUUGCAGCCGGCAACUUCUCCAGUCGGUCAGGUGGAGAUGCCUGUACUGAGGGUGAGAGCAGUUACAGCAAAGGAAGCUGGAGGCAGGACCAUUGGGUUCUCUCCUCUGCCUAUCCCAGAGUUCCCAACCUUGGAUCCCCAGAGGAGCAGCAUGCUGAAGUGUGCUACGCAGAAUGCUUAUUGCACCGGGCAGCCCUCACCUUCCUCCAGGAUGAAAAUAUGGUGAAUUUCAUAAAAGGGGGGAUCAAGGUGCGUAGCAGCUACCUCAUCUACAGGGACCUCAACAGUUUCAUCCAACCCAAUCAGUUACCAGCAAGCUCUGCUCGUGCCCAUCUAGAGGGGGGGAUUGCGCUGGGCAUUGGUGCCUUCAACUUGACUCUUUCCCUCUUUCCACCCCGGAUCCUGAAACUUCUGGAGUUUGCUGGGUUUUCAGGGGACAAGGAGUAUGGCCUGCGGCAACUGCAUCAGGGGGCCACUACACCCAACCUGAGGGCUUUGCUUUGCACAAUGCUGCUACUGUGCUACUACACAUUUCUUACCUUCAUCUUAGGGAUUGGUGAAGAUGACUUCACAGAGGCUGAAGCCCUGCUGAGUCCAUACCUCUCCCGCUACCCUACGAGUGCCAUUUUCCUGUUCUUUGCUGGGAGGAUAGAGGAGAUCAAAGGCAACAUCAGUGAGGCCAUCAAGAAAUUUGAGGAGGGCUGCUCGGUCCAGCAGGCCUGGAAGCAGUUUCACCACAUGUGCUACUGGGAGCUGAUGUGGUGCUUCGCCUACAAAGGAAUGUGGAAGAUGGCCUAUUUCUAUGCAGACCUCCUGAGUAAAGAGAAUCGUUGGUCCAAGGCAAUGUACGUGUACAUGAAAGCCGCCUUCCUUAGCAUGCUGCCUCCGGAAGAGCCGCGACCUUUUGGUGAGGAAGAGGCUGAGCUCUUUAGGCAGGUUUCCUCCUUCAAGCAGAAGAUAGCGGGGAAGUCUCCACCCACAGAGAAGUUUGCCAUUCGCAAAGCGAGGCGCUACAAAGCCAGCGAGCAUGUUCCCUUGCCGGUGGCAGCCCUGGAGAUGAUGUACAUGUGGAAUGGAUUCACAGUCCUGGGCAAGCGGCAGGAGCUGCUGGAGGGGACUCUAGAAACCCUGACACAGGCUGAGAAGAGGUUGCAAGAGGUGCCAGCCAGUGAGUACCAAGUGGAUGACCAGUGUCUGGUACUGCUUCUCAAAGGGUUAGUUCUCAAGCACUUGCACAGUCCGGCAGAGGCUGAAGCCUGCUUCAGUGCUGUCCAUGGCAGUGAAAAGAGGAUCCGGUACGACCACUACUUGGUACCCAAUGCAUUGCUAGAAUUAAGUCUACUGUAUGUGGCACAGGGCCGGAGUGAAGAGGCUGUGAAGCUGCUCCGCAGGGCCAAGAACAACUACAAGAAUUACUCAAUGGAAUCACGAACACUAUUCCGGAUCCAUGCUGUAUUGUCCAAACUGAAGGCCAACCAGGAAGAAAAUGGUGCAGAUGGAGCUAGCCCUUCCUAGGGAAUGGAGUGCUAAUUGCCUCCUGAUUAUGAGGAGGAGGUAGACUGUUGUUCUUGAGGAGUAUCUGGACCAAAGAGAGAACCUGCCAAAGUACAAGACCUUGUGAUGCUGCCUUUGCGGGGUGGCGGGAUUGUUAGUUCAAACGAGUGUGUCACCACCAAGGUUGUGCCACAUCACUGAAGGUCUAGAGCCUGAUGUUUGGUGUGGGCAAAUGGAUAGACUUCAGAUAUCUGGAUUUCAGUUCCCAAGCCCUUGAAGCAGCUGGGGAGCCCACAUUCAUGAAUAAAUCUCCUUCCUCAGGGUCUUAGAAAUGAGGGCUAAAUUCUCCUUCCCCUUCCUCUAGUUUCAUAAUCAUCUGGGAAUAGGCUGAGUGUGCCCUGAUCCAUGGCCAUGUGUACCCCUUGGUUUCCUAUUUUAUAUUCCUUGGCCAAUUAGCAUCCACUUUCCCUGUAGGUCCCUGCUAAUCUCAAAAGCCACAGCUCCCCCAGAGCCUACAUACAUCAGGUGAUCCUCUGUGACUUGUUGGUGUUGGACCUGAAAGAGCCAGUGCCUGAUGUUUCUCUCUCUCUUUUAAAUUAAACUGUACGGAGCUUUUUAUAUUGAACCUAAGGACAACAUUUCAAAAUACUGGGAAAGGAAAAAGUUGCUGUUUACAGGCCUUUGGGGUGUGUUCAGUACAGGGGCAAUGCUUUCAUGUAUCCCUGCUUGCCCACCUGCAAACCAGUCCUAUUGUCUUUGUUAAAAUGGUCCCUUAAAAACCCCUUGCUGUGGCAAAAAGCAGUGACAUGCCACUCUUGCUAUUGCCUUGUUCUCUGCUAUCUUUACCCUCCUGCACCCACUCUGUAAGCAGAACAUUUUUCAGGGAGGGAGAGUGGAAUCUAUUCAAAUAGAACUUUAGGCAGGAUAAACUGCAGCAACCACACUUAAUUGAAUUAUGAAGGGCCCUUCUGUCCCUUUGAGUCUCAGUGAGGAGAUAGGACUGAUCUCCUUUAUCCUGGAUCAUUGCAGCCUGUCCUGUCCUGCUGGUGUUCUAACUGAAGGCUUGCUUUUGGUCUACCACCUUCUGAAGGACAAGAUUGGGCUCUUCCUUACUGUAGCAGCAGCAGCAGCAGCUGCUUAUGGAGUACUGUGGAAUCUUGGUUCUUUAAGCCACCUGCAGCAUUUGCUGAGGUGUGUGUACAUCAGUACACAACAUGAGUACACAUGACACAGGGGUCCAUUCAUUCCUUUCCUGUCCUGUGCCUGGCACAGUCCCCAUAAUUUGUCCAUCUAGUUCCAGCUUGAUGAAAAAUUCGUAGCUCAUAGGACUUCCUGUUAAUUUGCAACAGGCAAUAGAUGGCAGUGAGCCCGGACACAACCUGGAAUAAGACAAGCCCACUGAGAGAUUCUCAUUAAGCAUAGAGGACAGUAUACACUGUCAUCCUCAUGGGAAUUUCAGAGCAGGUGUAAACAUAAGGCCAGGAAUGUGUCUUCUAAAUCCCAUGAGAGGUGGGAUGAUGUGUGGAGCUACACCUUGGACCACCUGCUGUGAUGACUUUCUUUAAAUGAAAUUGACUCUACCUCAUCUGUUUUGCAGAUUAAUCUGCUAAUAUGAUGACAGAUCUUGCCUUAGCUUAGCUGUUCUCUGCCUUAUAUAGGUUCUGUUGAACCUCUGCUAUAGACUUAAACCCCAAGCAUGUAUACAUGUGUAUCCUCUCUCUUUGGACUGUAAUUAGGCCUAGAAAGUGCCUCUGAUUGUAGCUCUGAGUUACCUGUAUCUGAAGAGAGCCCUGCAGAGUUUGUAACUUGAAUCCCUAUAAUACUUUUAACCAAUGAAGAGUUGGCCAAGUACUUGUUCUUUUCUGUCUCACUGCUUCUUGGCAGGAAGGGGGCUGCUAUUUCUACAGGCUGGAUACUGAUCUGAAAUUCUUGAUCGCAGCUGGGUCCACUACCGCAAACUGAAUUAGUUCCCAUUAUUCAUUAGCAAGGAGAAGCUUUCUGCUUCAGAUACAUCUCAGGUCAGGAAAACCAGCUGCACACAAAAUACUACUCCUGCUGACCCUGUGAAGGAGAAAGCUGGGGAAGGGGCAGGAGGAGAUUCUAACAAAAGAAAAAUUGUCCAGUAACUGAACAUUAGGUCUUUAAUUAAAAGCUAAAGGGGGAAUUCUUUGAUUUUAAUUUAAUUGUGAAACAAUGUAAAAUAAAGAAUUUAUACAAAG
Molecule: messenger RNA, 4539 nt
Organism: Hemicordylus capensis (graceful crag lizard)
Lineage: Eukaryota; Metazoa; Chordata; Lepidosauria; Squamata; Cordylidae
Product: tetratricopeptide repeat protein 39A-like
Exons: 18
Coding region: 548-2341 (597 amino acids)
Molecular function (GO): protein binding
Source: RefSeq, a predicted model, not a curated record